AAGACUAGACAUAUACUUCCACACAUUACACUCAACCCACCUCUCAACCCACCUUAACCUUACGAAAAUGGCUACUUCAGAGAUCGUCAACUUUAACGACCCGCACCCACCUACGAUCAAAGGCAUUGAAGCCUUCAAGCACGUAGAGAAGGAUAUCAAGACCGGUAUCAUCAAGUCCCGUCACCACUGGGACAAACAUGAACCCAAGAUGUGGUCUCGCGCUGAUGGGUUGAGCGACCAUGACCUUGUCCAUUUCGACUUGGAGAAGGAUUUGGUGGAAAUCCGAAGUGCUCCUGUCAGUUAUGGCACGAUCAUCUUAGGGAAGCUUCGUCUUCCUGCGGUUAAUGAUGAAGAAGGCGAGGGAUUCGUACAUGUCAGGGUUCAUGACCCUCCUAACAGAGGUACCGAAGACGUGACAUUCCACUCCCUCUUCACCAACGAAGGUGACCAUGAUGCCGAUGGCCAUCCUCACAGCUGGAAGGCCGUCCAGACUCGAGACACCCCUCUCGAAUUCUUCAACGAGUAAACAUCUGCAAGGCCGUCAAGCAUCAAGGCCCAAUUUGACAUUGUAGUGAAGGCUUGCUGUGUUAUCAUGAACGGGACAGACUGACAGACGGGACAUUGUAACUUGAACAAUCGGACGGAGUAUGCAUAUAUGCGCAGUAACCUAUACCUUGUAUGAUAAUCAAUGCCAUUACGUGACGAUUUGGAUACCCAGUGUCGAUGUCAAAAACGAUCUCGUUGGCCGAUGUCGAGCUCACACAU
Molecule: messenger RNA, 765 nt
Organism: Somion occarium
Lineage: Eukaryota; Fungi; Basidiomycota; Agaricomycetes; Polyporales; Cerrenaceae
Source: the annotation of a GenBank genome assembly